Molecule: messenger RNA, 2605 nt
Organism: Aphanomyces astaci
Lineage: Eukaryota; Oomycota; Saprolegniomycetes; Saprolegniales; Verrucalvaceae
Exons: 1
Coding region: 1-1599 (532 amino acids)
Source: RefSeq, a predicted model, not a curated record
AUGGGUCAACCAGACAACGCAUCAUCGAGCCCCACAACCCCGCCAUCGGGGGACAUUGCGCCCAUCCUUGUGAUUGGCGCUGGCCCCCACGCCCUCGCGUUGGUCCUCGCCCUUCUGGAAGAGGACGCGUCGUCGGAAUUCACAGAGCGCGACACGAUUCACAUGGGGUUCUGGAGACAAAAGCUGGGACGAAAAAAAAAUCAAAAGGGCCCCCGAAACCAGUCCAAGAACCUGCCAACGUCGUCGUCGUCGUCGUCGUCGUGCCUUCGUCGUCAAAUUCGCGUCCUCGACCCAUCGGGGACGUGGUGUUCGACGUGGAAUGGCAACUUUGCCACGUUUGGUAUUUCGCACCUCCGCAGCCCCGUGAAUGUCCACUUGGACCCGCUGCGACCGGAAGGGCUUCGCGACUACGCCACGUCGACGAAUCAGCUCAAGUCGCAGGUGAGCGAGCCACCACCGUCGAUCCGAUUCAGUCGGCGGAAUCGGGCGUUCACAACCAACACGUCCAUGUUCAGCGAGAACGAUAGACAGUUCCUCGGGUGUCCGUCGCGCGAGCUGUUUGCCGAGUUUCAAGAACAUCUUAUCCACCAGUACGGCAUCGCGUCGAUGGUCGAAAAGGCGGCGGCCGUGGCCAUCGAGCCGCUCGACACGUCGUCGUCCCCGCUGUUUAAGGUCACAUGCGCUGGUGGCAACGUUAUCGUCGCCAAGCACGUGGUCGUAGCCAUUGGAACCCAAAACAUCCCCCGCAUCCCCGCGUGGGCUACUCCCCUGUGGCAACAAACCCCGACCAACCUGAUUGUACACAGCAGCGACGCCGCGUUGCACGCUGUCGCAUAUGCCAAGCGCAUGCGACACAAACGCGUGCUGAUCGUGGGCGGGGGGCUCACGUCCGUGCAUUUGGCUCGCGAAGUGGUCUCAACGUGGGGGGCCAAACAUGUGACGCUGGUCACACGGAAGCCCACCUUGCUCGUGCAGCCGUACGACGUCCCCCUCGAGUGGAUUUCGCCCCUCCUCCGGGCCAAGAUGCUGGCCGACUUUUUUGACGAGGACACGCUGGAGCUAAAAGUGCAGCGCAUUCGUGACGCCAGGCGGGGCGGGUCGGUCACGCGGUCGGCCCUAGCGCAGUUGCAUGCGGUGGCCACGCCCCACAACUACCACCACCGAGGGAACACCGUGGUGACAAACGUGGAGCGGAUUGGUGCAUGCGACGACACCCAACUGCGCGUGACGUUGAGCGACGGGUCGAGCGCAGACGAGAUAGUGGUGGAUCACAUUAUUUUAGCCACAGGGUCCGACAUCGACGUGACCAAAGAACGACUCUUCGAUGGGAUGCGACACUUGGGGGCACCACCCGUCGGGGGCCUGCCUGCCCUGGACGACGAACUCAGAUGGGAGUCGGACCUGAACUUGUUUGUCAUGGGGGGGUAUGCGGCGCUACAGCUUGGUCCUACUGCUGGAAAUCUCAUGGGGGCUAGGUCUGGUGCCAACAAGCUAGCAGAGCUCAUCCUAGAGGGCGUAGCUACGAAGGCUGCAAAGACUCGACAUCACCACCUUCGAGCUCUAUGUGGCAAAGAAAACCUGUACGAUUUCCUCACGUAGAAAACAAUGCUAAUCAUAUAUAUAACUAUCUUACACAAGCACGAUGCAAGCCAGGGGUGGCGAUAAGAGUGUGUUUGUGUGUAUACUUUUAGUGGUGGACGUUGGUGCUAGCGUCUAAUUUGACCUUGGACUGGCCCUUCUUCUUGACUGGUUUCACCCCGGGGGGCUUUUUUGCCGUGUCCUCGCUAUUGCGCGCUGCAACUGGCGCAAUGAUGUUUUGAUUCCACGCGGAUUCGUCGACGAGGUCGUGGAGAUACGCUUGCAGCAUGUACUUGAGGUUGAACCCGAUGAGGUUGCUCCACGCUUCACCCACGUCAGGAGUUGCCUCGACGUCGAGCCAAUACAUAGCCACUUCCACGAAAGUCUGGGCAUAUGCUGCGAAAUGGUGCGGCUGGACCUUUGGAAUGGUCUUGUGCCGGUAGCCCAAGUUGCGACAUCGUUCGAUGACUUUAGUUUCUUCCAGGCCAGCGUCGUUGAGCAUGAACUUCAUGGCCUUGAUGAGCACUUCGAUGCGCUUUCGGAUGCCUGGAAAGAUGUCGUAGAACCCCGGAUCUCGCUGAAACAACCGGUGAAAGAACUCGUCGUAGAACAGCACGAUACCCUCCUUGUUGUACGGCCGCAUCUUGGGCGUCGACGCCUUGCAGAUGAGCUUCCAGGACCGGCCACAUUCCUGCACGUAGCUUUCCUGGUAGAUGGGACACAGCGGCAUGUUUGUUGGCAUGUAGUGGUGGUAAUGGUCCGAGGAAGCGAGCGGGCGGCGGUACUCGACGUUCCAUGACGUGUCGUCCGGAGUUACCUUGGACACAGCAGCCAUCAAAGCGUCGUCAUUCAUGCUAUGGGCUGAGCGACCCAUCAUGGACAUCAUCGUUUGCUUGAUCGACCGCGCCGACCUCUUCGACCCAUGCGCACCCAUGCCACGACUUUCGAAAUCAAUUGUUCCACACACUCGACUUUAUGGACCGAUUCAGGAGUCGCUUGUAUUGUUCGAUAAUAUUUUCUUUGACCG